This is a messenger RNA of Xenopus tropicalis (tropical clawed frog), 2767 nucleotides long. RefSeq names its product phosphoglucomutase 2 (gene pgm2). Gene Ontology annotation, biological process: carbohydrate metabolic process. NCBI's taxonomy places the organism in Eukaryota, Metazoa, Chordata, Amphibia, Anura, Pipidae. Gene Ontology annotation, molecular function: magnesium ion binding; intramolecular phosphotransferase activity. Gene Ontology annotation, cellular component: cytoplasm. The record is from RefSeq and is marked provisional.
CUUUGUGGUGCUGCUGGGAAACACGGAGCUGUGGAGAGUGAGGGGUGGGGGUGUGACGCGCAAGCAGUCAGAGUACAAGGGACAUGGCAGGACACACACACAGUAUAGGGGACGCACGCCUGGAUAAGGCUGUCACUGACUGGCUCACAUGGGACAAGAAUCCCAAAACAUUGGAAUUAGUCAAGCAGAUGGUGGCUGAUGGGAAGAAAGAAGAUCUGCAGGCAUGUUUUGGUUCAAGAAUGGAGUUUGGUACUGCAGGCCUACGAGCAGCAAUGGGCCCUGGGAUUUCUCAGAUGAACGACCUGACUAUUAUCCAGACAACACAGGGAUUCUGUAGAUACCUCGAAAAGAAUAUCAAUGAUCUCAAAGAAAGAGGAGUAGUGAUUGGAUAUGAUGCCCGAGCUCACCCUGCAAGUGGAGGCAGCAGUAAAAGGUUUGCAAGACUUGCUGCUACAACUUUUGUGAGUCAAGGAAUCAAAGUCUACAUGUUCUCUGACAUAACACCAACUCCAUUUGUGCCCUAUGCUGUUACUCACCUUAAGCUGUGUGCUGGAAUCAUGGUUACUGCAUCGCACAAUCCAAAGCAGGAUAAUGGGUACAAGGUUUAUUGGGAAAAUGGAGCUCAGAUCAUUCCUCCACAUGACAGUGGUAUAGCUCAGUCCAUUGAGGAGAACCUGGAACCAUGGCCCACAGCUUGGGAUGAUACUGUAAUUGACGAUAGUUCCCUUCUUCAGGAUCCUUACCAGUCAAUUAAUAAGGAUUACUUUAAGGAUAUUCAGAAGCACUGUUUCCACAGAGAUAUAAACAAGGCUUCCAAAGUAAAGUUUGUCCACACGUCUGUGCAUGGUGUUGGCCAUAAAUUUGUGCAAUCUGCCUUUAAAGCAUUUGACUUCAGCCCUCCACUUCCUGUUGAAGAACAAAAAGACCCAGACCCAGAAUUUACCACCGUGAAGUAUCCCAAUCCUGAGGAAGGUAAAGGUGUCUUAAAAUUAUCUUUUGCAUUGGCUGAGAAAGAAGGUGCUAGAAUUAUCUUGGCUAAUGAUCCAGAUGCUGAUCGGUUAGCAGUUGCAGAGAAACAAGAAAGUGGUGAAUGGAAAGUUUUCUCUGGUAACGAGCUCGGGGCUCUCCUAGGCUGGUGGAUCUUCACUUGCUGGAAAGAAAAAAAUCAAGACCCAGAAGCAGUAAAAAAUGUUUAUAUGUUGGCCAGCACAGUGUCCUCCAAAAUCCUCCGAGCCAUUGCAGUAAAGGAAGGUUUCCACUUUGAGGAAACACUCACAGGGUUUAAAUGGAUGGGAAAUAGAGCAAAGCAACUGAUUGAUCAAGGGAAAACUGUGCUUUUUGCCUUUGAAGAAGCCAUAGGGUACAUGUGUUGCCCAUUUGUUUUGGACAAGGAUGGAGUAAGUGCUGCAGUGAUUGCCGCGGAACUUGCCAGCUAUUUGGCCACAAAAAAUGUAACCCUGACCCAGCAGCUGAACUCUAUAUUUAAUAAGUAUGGCUACCACAUUAGCCAAAACUCUUACUUUAUAUGCUAUGACCAGAAAACAAUUCAUGACCUCUUUGAACACCUGAGAAAUUAUAAUGGAGAAAAGGCUUAUCCAAAGCUUUGUGGGAAAAUAGAUGUUUCCAGCGUGCGUGAUUUAACGACUGGAUACGACAGUAACCAGCCUGAUAACAAAGCUAUCCUUCCAACCAGUAAGAGCAGUCAAAUGAUAACUUUUACUUUCGCCAAUGGAGGAGUUGCCACCAUGAGAACUAGUGGGACAGAACCAAAGAUUAAAUAUUAUGCAGAGUUGUGUGCUGCCCCAGGAAACAGUGACUUUGACAUGCUGAAGAAGGAGCUAGACGACCUUGCUGAUGCCAUAGAAGAAUAUUUCUUUCAGCCAGAGAAAAAUAAAUUGCAGAGAAAAACUGAGUAAACUCAGUGUGACAAGACCAAAACGUUUACAUACAAAGCCAAACUAGUAACCACAUUUGGUACUUUUACCUUAUCUGUACCAGCUGCUUUGCUUAAUGCCACCGCAGUCAGCUCUAAACUUAGAAACACUGACCUUUUAGGAUCAGUAGAUUACCCUGUUCAUGCCCACAUGGGAGUUUUUUUGUGUAUAAUAAUCCCUGAAGUAAAUGAAUGAUAUGAUGAGCAUAUGGAAAUAAUGGCAGUCAAGCAAUGGAAAUGAAAAUUGAUACUCAUUCUACACAAUGCCAUGGAAAUGGGAUGUUAGGAUGAAAGCAUCAUGUAUUGGGAAAUAGUUGAUCAUAUCUUAGUAGGUACUUACCUAUAUCCUUCCAACACAUCACCAUAUGUUGGCACAAUCUGGUUUGAGAUAUUUUUUAUUAAUUGAAAUAAUGUGCUAUAGGAUUAACUUGUGUUUUCGCAUUGCUAAUUUGGGGGAGCACAGAAUCUCUUGUUUCUGUUGUAUCUGUCCAGGCUUGCAAGCUUCCAACACUACAAACUCUCUUGAGGAACUCAACAUCUGCCUAACUAGGGCAUAGCCUUGCUUUGUCUAAGUCUCAUAUAAACCUAAUAAAUAAAACCUAGAGCUACCCCAGUUGAGAACUUGGUGCAUCUGCUGCCUGACCAGGCUCAGGUACAUGGGACCAAGUGGUUACACCAAGGGUAAGAGAUGGACAAGCCCAAAGUUAUGCUGAAACAGAUAAUUGUAUGUACCAUACAUUUACACAGUUCAAAUAUAGGACCAUUUUAUUAAACUAGACCACUUUACUCUAUAAUGGAGCUGUACUGUCUGUUUGUAAUAAAAUAUACACCAUG